Molecule: messenger RNA, 1272 nt
Organism: Adineta ricciae
Lineage: Eukaryota; Metazoa; Rotifera; Eurotatoria; Adinetida; Adinetidae
Source: the annotation of a GenBank genome assembly
AUGAAACGGUCCAACGCUUUUAACAAAACUAACCGGGGUGUGUUUGAAUCUCAAUCUAAACGUAUCCGAACAACUACAACGUUAAGAGAUAAGGAGAAUGACGUUUCUAUGAUCAAUACUAAUGUUCCUGUUCCUAAUUGUGACAAGUCUACCAGACUCGAUCAGAUCGAAAAGAAAUUAUCAAAUAACAAUGUUCUGCGCGAAAGUCAAUCCGCUACGACAGCAAACGCACGGUCUGAAUCAACUAUUUCAUUUGCACCACCAUCAACAGCUUCGGCAAACACAGAUACAUCAAUUUCGACAAAUAAUCGUAAUGUGGAAACUAGCGGUGAAAACAGCAUCGCCACUCGAUCAGCAAUCAGUUCAUGCUCGCAACCAAUUGUAUCACGGUCAACAAGUCACAAACCUCAAAAGGAAAAGCAGCAGAGUUUCACGCAAGCUUCAAACCCAAAUCGACUUUCUCGAUUAUUUGAACCAUCUUUGUUGAAUAACUCAAGCACAUCUACGAGUAGCAACAAUUCUCACUCUGCGCACAUCGAAGGUUCAUUGGAAUUUCGUGAGCUAAGGAGACUCUACAAUAAGGAGAAGAGUAUGGCCGACGAAUGGCGGAAAGAUUAUGGAAUAUUGAAAGGUCAAAUGGCUACCUUGAAAGCAACUACUAUUCCACGGCCAACGGCAGAAGUGUUAGAAUGGCUAAGCGAAUUAUUCGACAUCAUUAGUAGCAACGGAGUGUUUGUUGGCGAUGGGAGAUCUUUGGAACAAAUAGGGCAUGAGUUGGGAAUCGACACAACUAGUCUUGCUACCAUUUCUGCUCGAACACCUCAAAAAUCUGCGUUAAAAAUCUUUCGUCUGUUGUAUCCAACAGUUGGCAGUAGAGCAAAUUGCGGAUCAAUAUCGGCUGUUCCUCAAGAACAAUUGGAGAACAUUUACGCUUACGUACGCACACUACAUAAAAGCUUGAGCUUCAGUAUGAGUGAUUUACGGAAAGCCAUAGGCACUUCUAUACGAACUGCCACAGCCGACAUACGCCGAAUGCAUCUCCGUGGACAACAACAACUCAAUGACUUCUCGAAUGACCUUGGUUUUGAUUCGAACGUUACGGGUGAUUCAGCGCGAGAUGUCUAUAGCGAUAUGGAUGAAAAUGGACCAGAUGACCAAGAAAGUGAUGAAGAGAAUGAAUCCGGCGAUGACAAUGAAGAUUCCGAUGAUGAGUUCGAUCGGCAAGCUAAUGCACGUCGUCUGGUAAUGGAUGAUGAAGAUGAGGAAGAUUAA